GAUAGUAGUAAUUGUUCCAGAACUAUGGACCCUGAAACUCUAAAUUGGUUGAUGAUAAUUUUAAAAUUACAAUCCUGUUGCCAAUGCUCAUUAGAUUGAUUGUCGCUGGUGGGUGCUCUCCUUUAAAGUCGUGCGCUGCCAAAUUCUUAAUUUGGCUACCAAAAGAGACAGAUCAAUGAAAAAGUAUAUCAUAGUUUAUAUACGUGUUGUGAUUGUUCAAAGGUAUUGAUCAUACAACCAUCAUAACGAUGUCUGAUAUAUUGUUGGAGACAUUAAAGCAAGGGUUGGAUCCAGAAUUGGUCAAAUUCCUUGAGUCUGAUCCUCAAUUGAGACUAGGUUCAGAGUUAUACUUACAAGAACUUCUUAUAAAUGAUGAUUUAUUAUCAACAGAAGUAUUCACUACUACCAGUACUAAUACUGCCAUGACUCCUUCGAUAUCAACUUUAUCAGCUGAAUCGAAUGGUGGCAAUAAGAAGAAAAUCACUUUAACCGAAGAAAUCGCAGAAUUGGAUCGUCAACAACGAGAAAUUAAUGUCAAAUUAGCAUCCAUUACCAAUGAAAAUAGAGAAUUGAUUAUUGAUAUAAGUAAUGAUUUACAUAAUAUAAAUGAUAAGAUUGAUAGUGAUUAUAAUAAGGAAAUCGAUGCUAUGUUGAAAGUACUUGAUAUUCAAACCAGUAAUACUAAUGUCAAUAAAUUUCAAAUCAAUAUUAAUGAAAAAUUAACUAAUGCUAUAAAGAUUAAUAAUUCAAUCUUAUCUAAUAUCGACUCUGUAUUGGACUUAUUGGAAUUACCUACUUUAUGUAAGUUAUGUAUUCUUCAAGGAAAUUAUCAAGAAUCACUUGAAAUAUCAAUGUUGACUCAAGCUUUAAUCAUUAGAUUUCCAAAAUUAGUCAUAUUUCAAAAAAUUCAAAAUCAAGUUGAACAAGAAUUAAGAAUGAUGGUUAAAGGGUUGAUCAAGUUAUUAAAUACAAACUUAAAACAGAAUAAUAUCUUGAAGAUAUUUCAAAUUUUAAAUAAGUUGGAUAUCAUAAAUUCAACUCAAUCAACAUCUUCAUCUUCAUCUAUAUCACUGUCAAAUUUAACAUUUUCCACAAAAUCAAAUAAUUCAAUCAAUAAACAACAGCAGAAGGAUAAAUUAUUAAAAAUCAUCUUUCUAAAUGCAAGAUAUAAAUUUAUAACUGAUGAAAUAUCAAAUUUAAAACCAUUAAUAAAGUUUAAUAAACUCACUUAUUUAAAGAGAUUUAUUGAAGUUUAUCGUGAAUUUAUAUUUAAUUCGUUGUCAAUGUACUACGCCAUAUUCAACUCAUCAUCUUCCUCCUCAUCCUCAUCCCAUACUGCCACAUCAUUAUCACCUAGUGUAUCCCAAUCAUCCAUAACCGGAACGUCCUCUUCCUCCACGCAUUCAAACACCAACUCUGAAGAAGAUAAUUUACUCAUAAAUCAAUUCAUAAGAAGUUUGGCAAAUCAAUUAUCCCAAAGUUUAAUCACUUACCUCCCAGAUAUACUCCAUUCUCAUUCUGAAAAUGAAUAUGAUACAGAAAUAGAUGCUCAAGGUCAAAAAGAUGGAUUAAUCUUACAAAUCAUAUAUCUUUGUAAAUCAUUAUCCAAAUUUAAUGCUGAUUUUGAAUCAAUCAUACGAUGGGAUUUAUGUUAUGUUGAUGAUCCAUUGAUUACUGAAAAUGAUUGGGUUCGAAAUUUAGCUAAAGUUAAACAAUUUAGAUACUAAAAAAAGAUUAAUAAAUGGUUUAUAAAAUUACAUAUAUAUAGACUCGUACAUA
Scheffersomyces coipomensis is the source of this 1779-nucleotide messenger RNA. Its product is annotated as Golgi transport complex subunit. The transcript has a single exon. Bases 249 to 1727 code for a protein of 492 amino acids. Gene Ontology annotation, biological process: cytoplasm to vacuole targeting by the Cvt pathway; intra-Golgi vesicle-mediated transport. The record is from RefSeq and is a predicted model, not a curated record. Gene Ontology annotation, cellular component: COG complex. NCBI's taxonomy places the organism in Eukaryota, Fungi, Ascomycota, Pichiomycetes, Serinales, Debaryomycetaceae.